Messenger RNA from Rhipicephalus microplus (southern cattle tick), 2395 nucleotides. Its product is annotated as nose resistant to fluoxetine protein 6-like. The record is from RefSeq and is a predicted model, not a curated record. NCBI's taxonomy places the organism in Eukaryota, Metazoa, Arthropoda, Arachnida, Ixodida, Ixodidae. Gene Ontology annotation, molecular function: acyltransferase activity, transferring groups other than amino-acyl groups.
AUGAGGUUUUAUGUCUUGUGGUUAACAUUAGCUUUCUAUUUCGAUGUUAACCCCAAUCAGGGAGGCAAAGUUGACUGCCACUCUGACGCCCUGUCCGCGACUGUGACUACGCCUGUGGUGUCGGAACAGCGAAAUGAUUCCACCACGUCGGCGGCAAUCGCCAGUGUACUCGUAGAACCCACGACAACUACGAGCGCGCCUCUGAAGAAGACCCAAUUUCUGGACGCAGCAAAGGAUUUCAUUGCUAAGAGCAUGGCUAGCUCUGGAGGCGGAUUUGCUCGAAAGCUACUGCAGGCCGACAUAUCGAGCGAGUGCAGCAUCGGCAUCUUGAAAUUCAUGAGAGCGGUGAAGGACCUAGAACCAUGGGCCUUGAGAUUGCUUGAUUCAUCGGCGAAGAUUCCGAUUGGCGUGUUCCAAGGGACGAUCCUCGAACUGGGUGCGUUCGACGAGUGCAUUGAAACAGUGGUUCACAAUGACGACGGAACGGAACGAGUCCGGGCCCAGUACUGCAACCUGUACGUGAAAUCGGGAGGCGACUUCUCUCUGAUUGACGACCUAAUGCCGGCGUUCACCAUGUUCCACAAGAGGGUCUCAAACUUCACGGGCUACCUGGCGGACGAACGACUCCCCGGCUUUCGUCUCGGUAUAUGCGUCAUCAACGACUGUGCAGAGCGCGACCUUCAAGAGCUUCUGAAUACUUUUGUAGGAGGGGUAGCCAAGGUGACGAUAAGAAAUUGCGUCACCAACCAACCCGAGGACAUUAACACUACGCAAAUCUGGAUACUAGCUGUGUUGGCGACUAUUGCUGCCGCAGUCAUAGCGGGCACAGCCUUUGACGUCUUCGUUCCCAGCAAGAUACGAGAACGAUGCGACUGUUUGGUGAAAUGUGUGACGGCAUUCUCGAUGGUCAAGAACACGAAGUACAUUUUCGGGCUCAACGGGGGCAAGACGUCGGACGCGUAUAAUACAUAUGGCUUUGUGAACGGGCUUCGAUUCUUCAGUAUGUUCUGGAUCAUCUUGGGCCACACGUACGGAUAUGGACUUGAAAGUUCGUCCAGAGUUUUCAACGUCAUGCACUAUUUUCAGCAUUGGCACACAGUAAUUGUGACCUUCGGAUACCAGGCCGUUGAUACAUUCUUCUUCUUCAGUGGCUUUUUUCUUUACUUCAAGUUGGAUAAGGAGAACGGAAACAGAAUCAUCGUUUCAAUAAUCGCCAUCUUACGAUGGUUCAUCAGGGUUACCAUUCCAACAUUCUUCAUGAUUAUGUGCAUGUAUCUUCUACCACUGGUGGCCUCUGGCCCGAACUCCAAAGAAUAUUACAAUACCUUUUAUGAAGAGAUUCGAGACCACUGGUGGGAUUUGCUAUUGCAAGUUAGAAACUGGAGGGAUGACUUCGUCAUUCCAAUCCUGCAUCAUGUCUGGUACAUUUCCGCGAAUUUCCAGCUAUUCAUCGCCGGAGUCCUAGUUAUACAGUCUUUCAAAACGAAGAAGUGGCUUGUUUGCUGGAUAUUCGGAGCGUUGUCCUUGGCAUCUUGCGCGAUUUCUGCAUGGCAGAUAUACGGAACGGACAUCCCACCCUUCUUGAUUGCCUUAAACACGUCUUACAGGAAAUUCCUGGAGACGGUGAAUAAAUACUACUCGCUACCUUUCUACCACGGCGUGUGCUUCUUCUCCGGCUGCGUGACGUUCCUGGCUGUGCAGAAGUACGGCGCAAGAAGAUUACCCGGGGUCCUCCAGGCAAUCUUCUGGUGCACAGCGCUAUUCUGCGGCCUCUUCUGUCUCUUUGUGAAACACCUGUGGUACCGAAGUGACGGCCGAGCCAGCGAGCCAACACGCAUGGCGUACGCCUUCAUCGACCGGAUUCUGUGGUCCGUGUGUGUCUCCUGGUUCGUGUUUGCUUGCGCCACCUGCAAAGCAGGUCCGCUAAGCCGGCUCCUCUCGUGGGAAGGCAUGAUCCCUCUGGGCCGACUCUCGUUCGGCGUGUACCUUUUGCACGUGCCCAUACAAACACUGUCCUACAACAUCGCCCGGGAGCGAAGGUUCUAUUCGCACUAUACACUGGUGUCGUCAUGCUUCGCUGUGCUAAUCUGGAGCUACAUCCUGAGCUACCUAAUGUUCGUCGCGUGCGAAGGUCCCACUGCCAACUUGGAAGCGUUGCUCUUUCGGCGUCGCCGACCCGAACGGAGCGAUUGCAAGGGCUCGAACAUGAAUGGAAACCGAGCGGAAGAUGGGAAAAUGCAGAUGUGUUUCGAGAACGAAGUUGCGUAUUCUCCAACACUGGACUCCACGUCCGUAGCAAAGGGGUACCGGCUUUAACGGCAGUUCAUGUCGGACCACUACAACUACAAUCAUGUUGCCGUAAUUAAACUUUAAAAAUACUCACGUUGUAAUCUCA